Molecule: messenger RNA, 1258 nt
Organism: Aegilops tauschii subsp. strangulata
Lineage: Eukaryota; Viridiplantae; Streptophyta; Magnoliopsida; Poales; Poaceae
Source: RefSeq, a predicted model, not a curated record
CUGCUUAGAUGUGCGUACUUUUAUUAGUCACAGAUUUUUGCUAGCAUGAGCGGCGGGUUCGGCGGCCGCGGUCGGCGCUGCCGUGCUGUCUAGUGAGCUCCUCUGACCGGCGCCAUGAGAGCAGCUGCGCCGGUGGCUCUCGUGCACAGCGCGUGCAUCGGUGACCUUCUAAAGUCCUCCUUCGCGAACUACAUCGCAUCGCCGGCCGGAGCGCCGGCCAUCUGGCCGUUCCCCUUUGCGGUGUGGUACGCCGUCUCCGCCGCAGCUGCAAUCUCCUCCGGCGCCAGCGUUGUUGAGCAGCGUUUCUCAUCCAGCAGCAGCGCUGGCGGCUCCUAUCCAUCUACCAAAGAAAGGAGCAUUAUCUUAUCCAGCGCCAGCGUUUGUACGAACAGAAUUGAACUAUCUGGUAGUGGCAUUCCUGGAAAAUCUUUGAGGGACUUACCACCUUUGGUCAACAGGUGUUCCAUCUCUGCCAAGAGGAGCCUCUUUAUUUGCGCUGAGAUCCGUUACCUUGCAAAAUCAAAGUAUCGUAUAGAAAAGUUGGCGCAUUUGAGGAGCAGAGGCCCAAUGGGAUGCUUCCUUGAUGCAGUCAUCCCACUCCUUGUCGUCAUUAAGUAGCCCAAGAGCAUAACAUGCAGAUUUGUAUGUUGGAUGUACAACCCCAUCAACAGUUCGGGUUUCUUCAUAGAAUCUGCAUCCUUUCAUGGUACUAGAUGACCAGUUGCGCCCAUGGCGCAAAGGCCAAGAGCAAGCCAAAUAUUGAAAGAGUGUGCAUCAAAAUAUGUAGACACGGAAGGAAACAUAUGAAAAUUAGUAUGGAUUGAUAAUAGUCAUACGGACAGGAUUAUCAUAAUUUUUUUUACAUAAGAUCCAAAAUGAUGCCAGAUAUAAAAGUCUCAAUAGGUACUUAUAGUAAUACCAAGUUACGUAGCAAAGGACUACUGUGACCUGCUUAGAUUGGAUAGACAUCAUGCAAAGACCCUUGGAGGUGCACUUGAAGGUGAAAGCAUAUGUACACCCUUUCUUCAUGUUUGCCUUAUGGAAGAAGCUGCUCUAGUUCAUUGUGAGUGUAGCCCUGUUGUCGACGCCCUUGAUAAAGAGGGUCGUGACACUGGUAGUCCCAUCUGCUGUACUGAUUGGUAGCUCAUCAUGAUCAGCAUCCAUGUGCGGGAAGAGGCUUCUCUUAGAAAAGUGUUCGCUAAACUUUCGUGUAACUGUUAAUUCAGUAUCAUGUAGUGAACAACAUAAAACAUAAAAA